Molecule: messenger RNA, 1862 nt
Organism: Morone saxatilis (striped sea-bass)
Lineage: Eukaryota; Metazoa; Chordata; Actinopteri; Moronidae
Product: cyclin-dependent kinase 5 activator 1-like
Biological process (GO): activation of protein kinase activity; brain development; positive regulation of cyclin-dependent protein serine/threonine kinase activity
Cellular component (GO): cytoplasm; protein kinase 5 complex
Molecular function (GO): protein kinase binding; cyclin-dependent protein serine/threonine kinase activator activity
Source: RefSeq, a predicted model, not a curated record
GUGGAGACAGACAGGUGGAGACAGUGAUGGAGCUGCAGACAGAUUUCUGUUUUGUCCUGAUGGAUUUUUAAAUUUGAACAUUUGAACAGACAGACAGAGAGACAGAGAGACAGACAGCUCCUCCGCUGCUGCAGAGAGCCUCGCGCCGGUCGGUCCCGUUGUCGUCAUGGGAACGGUGCUAUCUCUGUCUCCGGGCUCGCGGAAAGCUGCGGCUCGUGGGCCGGAGAAGCUCGUGGAGCUCGCGGUGCAGAAGCCGCUGGAGCCCCGCGAGGAGGAAGAGGAGAAGGACGAGAAGAAGACGAAGAAGAAGAAGAAGCGGCACCCGGUGCUGCUGCACGCGCUCAGCUGGAAGAAACGUCUCGUGGCCGCGCGAGCUAAGAGGAAGGGCGGGAAGAAGGUGAAGCCCGCGGUGUCCGAGCCCGGGCACGUGCAGCGGGAGCAGGCGGGCACCGACAGCCGCCACAGAGCGCUGAAGACCGGACACAGACACGGACCCAUCCCGGUACCCGUACCCACCGUACCGAAACACACCCAGAACCAAAACCAGAACCAGGAUAGGCCGGACCUGAUCAUCUCCCCGCGGAGGGUGGUGGUGCAGGCAUCUACAGGUGAGCUUCUUCGCUGUCUCUCUGACUUUCUGUGUCGACGUUGUGUCAAACUGAAGGAGCUGUCGUCCAAUCAGAUCGUCCUGUGGUUCCGAAAUGUAGACAGAGCACUGCUGGUUCAGGGCUGGCAGGACCAGUGCUUCAUCAGUCCUGCCAGUCUUGUCUUCGUGUACCUGCUGUGCAGGGAGGCUGUGGAUGAGGACACAUCUUCAGAGCAGGAGCUCCACUCCACCGUCCUCACCUGUCUCUACCUGGGCUACUCUUACCUGGGCAAUGAGAUCUCGUAUCCCCUCAAACCUUUCCUGGUGGAGUCCAGCCGUGAUGCAUUCUGGGAGAGAGCGCUGGAGCUGAUCGACCGACUGAGCACCGAUAUGCUGCGAAUCAAUGCCGACCCACACUUCUUCACCGAGGUGUUUCAGGAUCUGAAGAACCAGGGAGGAGAGAGGGAGAGAGUGAAAGAAAAAGAGAAGGAGAGAGAAAAGCAGGAGAAAGAAAAGGGGGAGAGGGAAAGGGAGGAGGAGGAGAGACAGAUAAUUAAGGAGAGGCAGGAGAAAGAGGAGGAGAAAGAGAACGAUGGAGGAAACAGGAUUGAUGAACUGGAUCGUUAAGAGAUAAAAAAAGAGGAGAGAGGAGACUACAGUAUUUGUUAAUGAGACUCGCCAGCAGCUGUCGACCCGCUGAGGUCUGAAUGUAAAGCAGCUGCACCUGCAGCUUUAACGCUGUUACCAUGGCGACUGACGACAGUCAGAUUGAUCGUGACCUUUGACCACCUGCUGAAGAGAGACUGAAAUGUGGACACUAGCUCACUUUAACUGCAUGCUGUCAAUCCAAACCAACAGUAUCUCCUGAUUGUACCAUCGUGGAUGUAGACGAGUUGCCGUGGCAACCUUACAUACGAUCUCCAGCCUUAUUUUGUUUAGUUGCAUAGCUGAAGAAAGCUUAACGUGUUAGUGCUGCAGGAAGGCGUUUAUUUAUCUAUUUAUUGAUUAAUCACAUGGGGUUAGUUAUUGACUGGUCAUUAUUUUUACCUUAAUACACAGCUUUAAGAUGGCUGUUACACUGGAUGCAUUGUGGGAAAUGUAGUUUAACAGCUGCACUCGAAUGACAGAUUUAAAGCUUGAUCACAAAAUGAGAGCAGCCAUGAGGAAGGUCAUGGGACCUGGUGUUUUUUUGUCUUAAGGCUGAAUGUAAAAGCAGUCAGGUGAACUGAACUGUGCCAACUGUUUUUGUAUAGAAAUCAAACCAUCGACAUAAACA